UUCACCGGUGACCAAGCAGAGUACAUACAGGUGACGACGUCAUCGUGUGUGUCUAUAUACUAACGUUAGACCGUAGAGGAAAUACUAGUAACUAUAAGAGCGGCGUCAUUCAGGAUCGAGAUGCCCGUACAAGUCAGACGGACGACAACGGUGCCGGAAGGAAGCGAGGAAGAGAAAGCGCCCCUUCUUGGGGACAGACGAGACCCCGAAAGCGACGGCGGGGUAAGAGAAAAAGGGGCAUCGACAAAGAUUAAGUUUCAAGACGAAACGGAAACUACGGAUUCGUCUGAGGCGGAAGGGGCAGAAGGGCCUGACGAUGGAAUUGGAAAGAAAUUGAAGCAAAUACUACGCCGGAAGAAGAAAGAACCGGAAGUUUCCAGUUCAAACCCGCAGCCCAGGCCAACCACUGGAGAUCUCCUGCAGGCAGUGCAGGAAACUCAGGACAUCAUGCGGAACAAUGUCGAGAAUUGCUUGAACAACCAUAACCGGAGGCUGGAAGAUGCCCUGGAAAGAACAGAGCAACUGAACGACGUGGGCAGCGACUUCGCGAGGGUGUCCAGACGUGCUAGAGUCAGGAUGUGGCUGAGGUCCAAUAGGAGGGCAAUAUGUAUCUGCACAGCAGUGGUUCUAGUAAUAAUACUAGCUGGUGUGAUGGCCACUGUUGCAGUACUGAUCAGUAAGGGAAUCAUCAAGACUUUUUAA
Branchiostoma belcheri (Belcher's lancelet) is the source of this 702-nucleotide messenger RNA. RefSeq lists its product as uncharacterized. The transcript has 2 exons. The coding region runs from base 121 to 702 and encodes 193 amino acids. NCBI's taxonomy places the organism in Eukaryota, Metazoa, Chordata, Leptocardii, Amphioxiformes, Branchiostomatidae. The record is from RefSeq and is a predicted model, not a curated record.